Messenger RNA from Bolinopsis microptera, 1778 nucleotides. RefSeq lists its product as uncharacterized. NCBI's taxonomy places the organism in Eukaryota, Metazoa, Ctenophora, Tentaculata, Lobata, Bolinopsidae. The transcript has 6 exons. The coding region runs from base 106 to 705 and encodes 199 amino acids. The record is from RefSeq and is a predicted model, not a curated record.
AGCAAGGAGAUAAUUAAAGAAACAGACUGGUUGGACCACUGCAGGAGUGAAAGAAAAGGUGUGUUAGCUGCAGGGCAGGAGUGAGGUGAUGAGGCUUGGAGUUUAAUGCUUCUUGAGCUCUUCUUCAUUACUUAUGGUAUAGAUGGUGACGCGGGAUACUCCCCCUCUCUGAUGUUUUCAGAUGUCAUCAGACGGUCUCUCAACAAUUCAGUAGGGAACACCGCGACGUCUGAUAACAACACGCUAAAUGCACUGCAGCCAGUAGCAGCUCCAGUCUCAGCAAACGCUACUGGAGACGACACUGACAAGAGCAUAUUUAUUCUCGGUAUUCUGAUAGGAUUCUGCGUGUUUGCAGUGGUUGGAGUUACAAUGACAGUUGUGUGCUGGAUAAGAAUAUCCAACGCGAAAAAGCCGAAAGAUACGGAGUUCAAGGCGAAAGACGCUGAAAAUUUAGACAAGCAGAACAUGAGAGACGUUCAAUUGUCGGAAUACGAAAAGAGGAAGAGACAGAUGAAGGAACUUGACAAUCAACAAGAAGAGCCACCAGAUGACCAGUUGGACGAGUCUGAUGACGGAGGAGAACUAGACGAGAUAACAGCGGUACAAUCCCAGCCCCUUGAAGAGGAGACUAUUGUUAACCCUAACUUUAUUCACCACUACAUACCCCGCCAAUCUUCUCGUUCUGGCUCAAUCAGGAGCAGCUGAACUAAUUAGUCAAUUAGUCGACUAAUUAGUUAAUUGACUAACGAGGUGGUGGGCCUGAUAUGUGAGGGUUAAUCUGUGUGAAAGGUCGCUGUUUUAGGUUACAAUUAACCAACUAGAACGGGGCUGCAGCUUCAAAACUUUAUUUUUAUCAGUGAAUUUAAAAUGAAUUACCUUAAAUUUAUACGUGCUGACUUGGUUUUUAAAACGAUAAUAUUCAAAUCUUGAAAAUUCAUCAGUCAACUGCGACUGCACAGCUAUCAAAAUUUUAAGUUUGAGUUUUUACUUUUCUAUUUUCUCUCUGUGUGAGAAUGUUUUAUUUGAUAAUAAUGCAAAAAGAAAUGAAGCUAUUUUUAGUUAGGGUCUAGUUACCAUGACAGCAGUAUACACUACUACUCUACAUACGCAGCCACGCUUUCAGUUUCAAUUGUAAAUAUUGCAAUACAUUAUAAUACUCCACCGGAUUUUAGUUAAUUAAAACUAUCAUCCUCGCUUUUAGUUUUAAAUCAUUUAAAGUUUACUAAACAGUAUUAUUGUCUCAAAUAACCCCUCUUUGAAAUGCCCGCUAAAUUUCCGCCAGGGACGGAUGUAAAGGAUGAGUUAAAUUGGUAGAAUAUAGUGGACCUGUUUGAAGUUGGUUUCUGGGUAGCCAACAGGAGCACGUAGUUUGAACACGUGAUAUUGAUACUCAGUCAGCGUGUAGCCUACUUGAUGUACGAGCCGUAGAGCCGUUGUGAACCAUGGUGUUAAAAGCGCUUCUUCUCUGAAGAAUUGAGGCUGGCUGGAAGCUAACUUCAGAUUGUGUAAUCUAUCUUAUUCUAUCUUUCUCUCUCGAUUGUAUGAUUUAUUUGUAAAUUAUAACGACUCACUGAAGAUCGAAUUUGAUUAUUCAUGAUGAUUAAUAAUGGUAACCAUGGUAACAUUUGAUUCAAGUAUUUAAAAAGUGUAGAUCAGUAAAAAAUAUCAAAUUUCCAUGAACCUGUUCUAGUUUUGCUUAGGGAUUCUCUGUAAAAACUACCGCUUUGAUUUUCAAACGAUCAUGAUUGUAAUUUUAGCUAUUUAAAAAACUUUAAAAA